AUGAUGGAUUUUGUUUGUAUCAUAUUAAAAAUGAAAAGUAGUAUGUCUAAAGAAGAAAAGUGGUUUCAUCCAAGCAAAUUACCACCAAGUGAUUACCAAUCCAAUAUUAUUCAAGAUCAUAAUAGCAAAUCAUUUUAUCCAUUCCAUACUGAACUGGGUUAUAGAAUUUUUAAAAGAAUAAUAGAAAUGAAACGAACAAGUAUAGAACAGCAAAAUAAUGAAGAAAUUCCAUAUCAUUCAAAAUAUGUUAAUCAAAUGAAUAAAGAUAAGUAUUUCUCUUUGAAACAAGAUGUUUGUUCACAGAAACCUAACUUAAUUCCAUCGAAUUCAACAUUGAAUCAAUUUGGAUCCAUGGAAAAUAUGCCAAAAUUUCAUUUAACUUUAAAAUGUGAUAUUGAUGAUAUGGAUGAAUCGUAG
Schistosoma rodhaini is the source of this 417-nucleotide messenger RNA. The record is from the annotation of a GenBank genome assembly. NCBI's taxonomy places the organism in Eukaryota, Metazoa, Platyhelminthes, Trematoda, Strigeidida, Schistosomatidae.